UGGCGGUUAAAGCAAGCAGGAGUCGCUUGCAUGCUUCUUUGUGCAAAAUUAAAUGACAACAGUUCUUUUUUUGCUGUUUACGCCUUCAGCCUUUAUUCUCUUUUCUCGCCACGAAAAAGCUAUAUACCUGUUCAUUUCUAUAUCAUCUCCUCUCCUCUCCUCUCCCCCCUUCCUCCUCCCCUCCGCUAACACUAAUACUAAAAUUACCACAGCCACCGACCAAAGCACCAAACAAGACUAGACUAGACUAGACUGGGCAAAAAGAAAUGGCCGACGGAAACAUCGACAAUGCGCAGCGCAACGAUGACAACAGCGAUGACGACGCCAACACAAGUGCAUUCAAUGGGCGCACGCUGGAGCUUGAGGAGAUUGGGCCCGACACGUUCAAGUCAGUGGACCUGUGGCAGCCCGAGGGCAACCGCGGGGUCUUUGGCGGCCAAGUAAUCGGACAAGCGCUGUCGGCAGCAGGCAAAAGCGUGGACAGUCCCUACCAAUGCAACUCAUUCCAUUGCUACUUCCUGGCGGCCGGCAGCAACACCGAGAUGAUUGCCUACGAGGUUCGGCGCAUGCGGCAGGGCAGGUCCUACUGCUCGCGACUGGUGACAGCAAAGCAGGGCGGGCGGGUGAUAUUCAUGGCAAUGGCCAGCUUCCAGGUGCCAGAGCCGUCGGCGCUGCAGCAUCAGUACGCAAUGCCACGGGUGCCGGCGCCCGAGUCCCUGGCCAGCCGCGAAGAGAUCCUUGCGCGCAGCAAUAGGCUAGGCAGGGACUCGAUGGUGGCCGAGAUCAACGCACUGCCAGUGGAGACGCGGCCCGUACCGAUGCGCUCGAAGCGUGGAAUCCCGGUCAAUGCCAUUUGGCUGCGGGCCCGGGGCGACAUGAGCGCGCUCGGGCUCAGCCAUCACCAGAGCAUGCUGGCGUAUGCGUCGGACUUUGCACUGCUCAGCACGUCCCUGAAGCCCUUUGAGAUGAGCCGUCCGGGGUCGGCGUACACAAGGUCGAUGAUUGUUAGCUUGGAUCACACGAUCUGGUUCCAUGCGCCGUUCCGCGCCGACGAUUGGCUGUUGUAUGUGAUGGAGAGCCCGCGCACGGCGUUGGGCCGCGGGCUGGCGAUCGGCCGCAUCUACAGCCGCGACGGCGUCAUGGUGGCGUCGACAGCACAGGAGGGUGUGAUCCGCGGCGAGAAUUCGGGCCCGGAUUACAGCGUCCUGGAGUUUACGUCCGCCGUAGAGCCUGUUGGACUGGGGGAGCCAAAGCUCUGAGCCCCCGAUCGGCAUGCACCUUUUUUUGAGUGAAAAUAGAGUUUUGUCCAGAAUGACCUCUCGAUUUUUAUCUUGAUCAGCUUUCAUUUUUCUUUCUUC
Molecule: messenger RNA, 1358 nt
Organism: Kickxella alabastrina
Lineage: Eukaryota; Fungi; Kickxellomycota; Kickxellomycetes; Kickxellales; Kickxellaceae
Product: HotDog domain-containing protein
Exons: 1
Coding region: 267-1259 (330 amino acids)
Biological process (GO): fatty acid catabolic process; acyl-CoA metabolic process
Cellular component (GO): peroxisomal matrix
Molecular function (GO): fatty acyl-CoA hydrolase activity
Source: RefSeq, a predicted model, not a curated record